CGAUUAUCCGGACCUGAUCCUCUCGUUCAUUCGUGUAUUAGCCUCCUGAGUUCCCCGUUCCACAAAUCAGAAAUGGCGGUUAACAGUUGUACCUGCGCAUCUAUUCCACCUCUGCUCUCCUCCAAAUCCCAUCACUCUAACCCUCCUCGAUUCCACCCGCACACCAAUUUCCCUAAAUUCGACCGUUGCAGUUUUCCGACCGUUAGUUGGCGCCAAAACCUUGGCAGUCUCAGUACCUCCGACAGUCGGCUCGUAAGAGCCUCCGCCUCCGCCUCCAACUCCGGCUCCGACUCUGAGAGCAGAGAGCCCAUGCUUCCUCCUUACAAUGUGCUCAUCACCGGCUCAACGAAAGGUAUAGGAUAUGCUCUAGCCAAAGAGUUUCUAAAAGCAGGGGAUAACGUCGUAAUUUGCUCAAGAUCAGCUGAACGUGUUAAUGCUGCUGUUCAGAGCCUUAGGCAGGAUUUCGGGGAGCAGCAUGUGUGGGGUACUAACUGUGAUGUUAGAGAAGGGCAGGAUGUGAAAGACUUAGUUGCUUUUGCACAAAAAAACCUUAAGUACAUUGAUAUAUGGAUUAAUAAUGCAGGAUCAAAUGCGUAUAGCUAUAAACCACUGGCAGAGGCUUCAGAUGAAGACCUUAUUGAAGUCGUUACUACGAAUACGCUUGGUUUGAUGUUAUGUUGCCGUGAGGCAAUAAAAAUGAUGUUCAACCAGCCUCGAGGUGGUCAUAUUUUCAACAUUGAUGGAGCUGGUUCCGAUGGAAGACCAACCCCAAGGUUUGCAGCAUACGGGGCAACAAAGCGUAGUGUGGUGCAUUUAACAAAAUCAUUGCAGGCAGAACUGCAGAUGCAGGAUGUCAAAAAUGUUGCAGUGCAUAACCUUUCACCAGGAAUGGUUACAACUGAUCUUCUCAUGUCUGGUGCAACUACGAAGCAGGCAAAGUUUUUCAUUAAUGUUUUGGCAGAACCACCUGAAGUGGUCGCUGAGUACCUGGUUCCGAAUAUAAGAUCGGUCCCUGCCAAUGGAUCAAUGAAGCCUACAUACAUUCGUUUCCUAACUGGGAUAAAAGCCUACUCCCAGAUAUUUUCAAGAUUUGCUUUUGGAGCAAGAAGAAACAGGUAUGUACUUGAAGACUGAAUAGCAUCCUUAAUGUAUCUUUUUAUCCGACUUUUCAAUGUAAAUUACCAAUUCUGUAUAACAAUAUUUUCAAACAUUUUUUGAAGUUUAACAUAUUUUGGUUAGGUAUAUGUUUC
Molecule: messenger RNA, 1250 nt
Organism: Pyrus x bretschneideri (Chinese white pear)
Lineage: Eukaryota; Viridiplantae; Streptophyta; Magnoliopsida; Rosales; Rosaceae
Gene: NOL
Product: chlorophyll(ide) b reductase NOL, chloroplastic
Molecular function (GO): oxidoreductase activity
Source: RefSeq, marked provisional